Messenger RNA from Capsella rubella, 2154 nucleotides. RefSeq names its product protein NRT1/ PTR FAMILY 2.13. Lineage: Eukaryota; Viridiplantae; Streptophyta; Magnoliopsida; Brassicales; Brassicaceae. Gene Ontology annotation, molecular function: transmembrane transporter activity. Gene Ontology annotation, biological process: transmembrane transport. The transcript has 4 exons. Gene Ontology annotation, cellular component: plasma membrane. The record is from RefSeq and is a predicted model, not a curated record. Bases 182 to 2041 code for a protein of 619 amino acids.
ACAAAUAUUCACUACUACACCAAAAGAGCCUCCAACAGAGAGAAAGUGUACAAACGUUGUUCCCACUCUCUGCAUUUCUCAAUCAUUUCAUGUGGUUACUACCUUGAUUGAUUUAUAUAUAUUCCACAACAUCAAAACCACACCCCUCAAAAUCGAAGUGAGUAUAGUAAUAUCUUAGAAGAUGGUUUUGGAAGAUAAAAAUGACGGUUCUUCUUUGCCACAACCGCCCGGCAGUUUCUCCAAAUCGUCACCGUCCGGGUUAGAUGUUACUGAUCCGUACAACCGGAAAAGUUCGCCGGAAUCUAGUUCGGAUGCCAAGAAGGUUGAGAAAAAGCCUGGAGGAUGGAGAGCCAUAUCCUUCAUUUUAGGUAAUGAGACGCUGGAGAGACUGGGAACGAUAGGGUUGUUGGCAAACUUUAUGGUUUAUCUAACCAAAGUGUUCCACUUAGAACAAGUCGCUGCUGCAAAUGUCAUUAACAUUUGGUCUGGUUUCACUAAUCUCACUCCUCUCGUCGGAGCGUUCAUCUCAGACACUUACAUCGGCCGCUUCAAGACCAUCGCUUUCGCCUCAUUCGCCACUCUACUCGGACUAAUAACAAUUACACUCACAGCAUCGCUUCCUCAACUCCACCCAGCAUCAUGCCACAGCCAAAACCCACUCAGUUGCGCUGGUCCUAACAAGCUCCAGUUCGGAGUUUUGCUGUUGGGACUCUGUUUCCUCUCCAUAGGUAGUGGAGGAAUACGACCUUGUAGCAUCCCUUUUGGUGUUGAUCAGUUUGACCAACGAACUGACGAAGGGGUUAAAGGAGUGGCCAGUUUCUUCAACUGGUAUUACAUGACUUUCACUAUAGUACUGCUCAUUACACAGACCGUAGUUGUGUAUAUCCAGGACCAAGUCAGUUGGAUUAUCGGAUUUAGUAUCCCUACCGGACUCAUGGCUCUUGCGGUGGUUAUGUUUUUUGCCGGAAUGAAGCGUUACAUCUACGUCAAACCUGAAGGGAGUAUAUUCUCUGGGAUUGCUCAAGUUAUCGUGGCAGCUCGUAAGAAGCGAAAGCUGAAAGUUCCGGCAGAAGAUGACGGUACUGUGACCUAUUAUGACCCAGCCAUCAAAUCUACCGUGUUAUCCAAGCUACAUCGCAGUAACCAAUUUAGGUGUCUAGACAAAGCAGCGGUGGUAACAGAAGGCGAUCUAACACCGGAGGGAGCUCCAGCUAACAAGUGGCGGUUAUGCAGUGUCCAAGAAGUGGAAGAAGUGAAGUGUUUAAUCAGAAUCGUCCCUGUUUGGUCGGCUGGAAUAAUCUCACUCGCGGCCAUGACACAACAAGGCACUUUCACUGUCUCACAAGCUUUGAAAAUGGACAGACACUUAGGUCCUAACUUCGAGAUCCCGGCUGGUUCACUCUCUGUCAUCUCUCUCCUCACAAUAGGGAUCUUUCUUCCCUUCUACGACCGCGUUUUCGUCCCGUUCGCAAGACGAGUCACAGGCCAUAAAUCAGGUAUCACGCUCCUCCAACGUAUAGGGACAGGGAUCGUUUUCGCGAUCUUUUCUAUGAUCGUUGCGGGCAUAGUGGAGCGUAUGAGACGCAUACGCUCCAUCAAUGCGGGAGAUCCAACAGGUAUGACUCCAAUGUCAGUGUUUUGGCUCUCUCCACAGCUUAUUCUGAUGGGACUAUGCGAAGCAUUCAAUAUCAUUGGACAAAUAGAGUUCUUCAACAGUCAGUUUCCAGAGCACAUGAGAAGCAUUGCUAACUCGCUCUUCUCUUUAUCCUUCGCCGGUUCGAGUUACCUUAGUAGCUUCCUUGUGACGAUCGUUCAUAAAUUCACCGGAGGGCAUGACCGUCCGGAUUGGCUGAACAAGAAUCUCAACGCGGGGAAAUUGGAUUACUUCUAUUACCUGAUUGCGGUUUUGGGUGUGUUUAAUCUGGUUUACUUCUGGUAUUGUGCUCGUGGAUACCGGUAUAAGGUCGGUUUACCGAUUGAAGAUUUUGAGGAGGACAAGCGUUCCGAUGAUGUUGAGAUGACUUCGUCAAAACCGAUGUAAUGAUUUUAAUUAGGAACAACAAGAAGAUGAAUCGAUGUUGUUUGAAUGAUUACCAUGAAAAUGUAUCAACUAGUUAUAUAAAUAUAAUAAAUUUUUACAUUUUAGUUUUUAUA